UUUAUCCCCCAAUUCCCAGCAGUUUUCUCUGUGACUCAAAAAUGUCUAUUAGAGUAUGGGACGGGACGUUUCAGUCUUACCAGCAUAUCGUACCUUCAAGUCGGUAUUUCGGGGCCGGGUUUUUUUCUAUCGAUAUCUUCACCCGACGGGUCAGUGCCCUACCAGCAGAAGUUUUCCGCUAUCUCCCCCCGUUCGCGAGAUAUUUCGAAAAAACCGGUUUUUAAAAUUUUUAUGGGAGGUUUCAGUCUUACCGACAUAUCGUACCUUAAAGUCGGUAUUUUCG
Molecule: messenger RNA, 283 nt
Organism: Meloidogyne enterolobii
Lineage: Eukaryota; Metazoa; Nematoda; Chromadorea; Rhabditida; Meloidogynidae
Source: the annotation of a GenBank genome assembly